This is a messenger RNA of Exserohilum turcica Et28A, 1600 nucleotides long. Its product is annotated as glycoside hydrolase family 125 protein. The record is from RefSeq and is a predicted model, not a curated record. The transcript has a single exon. NCBI's taxonomy places the organism in Eukaryota, Fungi, Ascomycota, Dothideomycetes, Pleosporales, Pleosporaceae. The coding region runs from base 1 to 1542 and encodes 513 amino acids. Gene Ontology annotation, biological process: carbohydrate metabolic process.
AUGCGCACUUCCAGCUUUCUCGGGGCGCUUUCCAACGUGCCCUUGUUGGUUUCGGCAGCAUGUCCGGAAUACAUCGACUAUGCGAAGCAGGUGCACGAGCCGCUGAGUUCAGGCCGGUACAAGCUCGCGUAUCAGCGACCGUCGGAGGAGUGCCGGACCUUCAAAUCACCAGGCCUUGAGGACAUAGUAUCACGCAUGAAGGGCGUGAUCAAGGACCCAGACCUGUACCGUCUUUUCCAGAAUGCGUAUCCCAACACGCUCGACACGGCCAUCAAAUGGAAGGGAUAUGCUGCCGACAAUCCAGAGGAAGAGUUGACUUUUGUCAUUACCGGCGACAUCAACGCCAUGUGGUUGCGCGACUCGUCGAACCAACUGCAGAGCUACCUGCCCCUCUUGAAUGCCAGCAGCAAUGCAAACUCGAUUGCAAGCCUGUACCGCGGCGUCAUCAACCUGCAAGCGCGGUACCUGCUCACAUCUCCCUACUGCAACUCGUUCCAGGCACCGGUCGAGAGUGGGAUCCCUCCAGCGUUGAACGAUGCGGCGAAUGGUGACACGGUGCAUCCGCCGUACUCCAACAGCAGCGUGUUUGAAUGCAAGUACGAGCUCGACUCGCUUGCAGCGUUUCUGCAGAUAUCUGCCGACUACUACAAUGCAACAAAGGACAUUGAUUUCUUUGGCAAGUUCAAGUGGACGCGGGCGAUCGAGGCCAUACUGGAUGUAGCCGAUGACAUGAUGCUCCCGACAUAUGGUGCGAACGGAGCCGUGUUGCAGAGCCCAUAUACGUUUACGCGUACGACGACGCGAGCGACGGAGACGUUUUCCAACGAUGGAAUCGGCAAUCCAGUUGCCAACGGCACGGGCUUGAUCCGAAGCGGUUUUCGGCCUAGCGACGACGCCACCAUCUUCCAGCUGUACAUUCCGGCCAACAUGAUGUUUAGCUCGUACUUGGCGCCGACGGCCGAAAUCAUGUCCAAGCUCAACACGACGACGUCCAAAGGACUUGCACAAAGAAUGUCUGCACUGUCCAAGUCACUGCGCAAUGCCAUUGAGACGCACGGGACGGUUGAGCAUGCGGGUUUUGGCAAAAUCUAUCCGUUUGAGAUUGACGGGUUUGGCGGGCGGACCAUUAUGGAUGACGCCAACAUCCCGGGCCUUUUGUCUGCGCCCUUCUACAAGUACCCGGUGGACCAAGAGACGUAUGCCAACACUCGCAAGCUGGUGCUCAGCGCGACCAACCCGUACUUCAUGAGGGGGCCUCACAUCAGCGCAAUUGGGGGGCCGCACCAGGGCCCAGGCAUGGCGUGGCCUAUGGCAUCGAUUGUGCGCAUUCUGACGAGCGACGACGACGACGAGAUUGUGGGACAGCUUCAGGAGAUUGUCAGCACGACGGAUGGGCUGGGGCUGAUUCACGAGAGCAUCAAUGCGUUCAACGUGAGCGACUGGACGCGGCAGUGGUUUUCGUGGGCCAACGGGCUAUUUGGGCAGAUGAUCUUGGACCUGGAAGACCGCAAGCCGGCGUUGCUAGAGACGAGCUUCCAGUAAUGGACCAAGUACUGUAUGUAUGUAAUGAGCCAUGUAGGAGAUUAAUGAUAGCAAUCAC